AUGGGAUCAGAUGUCAAAGAUCGCCAGAUCGGCCGAACCGUGCAAUCAAAGAUCGGAGCCAAAGAGGAAUACGAUGAAACACCAGAUAAGAUCGCGAUGCCAAAGACGGAAUAUAACCCAAUAAAGAUCGCGUCCAUGGAGAAGGAGACGACGGGUGAAGCGCGGGAGCGUGCAAAAUGGCAGUACUAUUAUGGCCAGUUGAAGACGCUGCUCAAGACGGACCCAGUGUUCAAGAUAUUAAGGCCCAAGGUGAUUGGUCCUCUGGAUAAGCCGAUCUCGGUCCCACUUCACGGGACCAACAAAGUCGACGAGAUCAAUUUGAUUUUGCAGAUGUUGGACGACAUGGGUAUCUGCCCUGACGCUUUUGAUGGAGAUGAACUGCUGAGUUGCAGCUUGGAACAGUUGAAGGACGCGGCGAAUGAGUUUGUAGAGAUCAUGAUAAUGCUGGUGGGCAAAGCGAAUACUCCUGAAGACAAGAUCGGGACGCCCUCGGGCUCGCUCCGUAAACACCCCGCGGGAUCGCCCGCUACGCCUCGGAUGACUCCGAGAGCGAGUCAGAUGGAUCCAUCAGCAUUCGUCAGAUGUCUCUAG
Messenger RNA from Peronospora matthiolae, 591 nucleotides. The record is from the annotation of a GenBank genome assembly. Lineage: Eukaryota; Oomycota; Peronosporomycetes; Peronosporales; Peronosporaceae.